Messenger RNA from Cuscuta campestris, 735 nucleotides. The record is from the annotation of a GenBank genome assembly. NCBI's taxonomy places the organism in Eukaryota, Viridiplantae, Streptophyta, Magnoliopsida, Solanales, Convolvulaceae.
CAGAGCCCGGAAGGAUUGGCAGCCUAACCUUAGCGUAAAGUUGCCGCAAACGUCGAUCCAUAAAACAAGAGAGAGCGAAGAGAUCAGGCUGAGAUUUUGCGGAGAGAUCAGAUCGAUCGAGAUCGGGAGAAUGGAUCCGGACGCACUGGCGAAGGCGUUUGUCGAGCACUACUACUCCACCUUCGACUCCAAUCGCGCAAAUCUGGCCGGUCUCUACCAGGAAGGCUCCAUGCUGACAUUCGAGGGCCAGAAGAUUCUCGGCUCCGCCAACAUCGUCAGCAAGCUCACCGGCCUCCCCUUCCAGCAGUGCAAGCACAACGUCACCACCGUCGACUGCCAGCCAUCUGUCACUCAAGGCGGCUUCAUCGUCUUCGUCAGCGGCAGCCUCCAACUCGCCGGCGAGCAGCACGCCCUCAAGUUCAGCCAGAUGUUUCACUUGAUGCCAACACCCAAUGGAAGUUUUUACGUGCACAACGACAUAUUCCGCUUGAACUAUGCAUGAAGGCUCUGGAUACUAGUGUCUAUUGGGGUUUGUGUUUCAUUGAUGAUGGAAAUGUCAACAAAAACAAUUGAAGAAAAUUGGCAUGCUUCUGGGUGUCAGAUGAUACUUUGGUUUCGAAUGUGUUUUGUUUGUCUUGGUUACUACUAAUAUUUCAGUUUUGAUUCAAAUCGACUGAUGAAUUUGAUGAUCGCUGUUUAGCCUGUAUCUUACUAUGGCACAGAUAAGAGAUUCAG